AUGGCUGACUCCCAGCGUUGGUCAGCAGAAGACCGGCCGGAUUGCGCUGGAAUUGAAUACCAUGUUGGCGCCAAUCUGACUCCAAUAGUCGUCCCCAAGACCGCAGAGAACUUCCGUGCCCUCUGUACCGGAGAAAAGGGCGUGGGCAAGCAGGGGAAGCCAUUGAGCUUCAAGGGUUCGAUCUUCCACCGUGUCAUCAAACAGUUCAUGAUUCAGGGUGGUGACUUCACCGCAUUCAACGGAACUGGUGGUGAAUCCAUCUACGGCGAAAAGUUCCCCGACGAGAACUUCGAUCUCAAGCAUGACCGUCCCUUCCUCUUGUCCAUGGCCAACUCGGGCCCCGGCACCAACGGCAGCCAGUUCUUCAUUACCACUGUCCCGACCCCCCACCUCGAUGGCAAGCACGUUGUCUUCGGUGAGGUGAUCAAUGGCAAGAGCGUUGUGCGCAAGAUCGAGAACAUGCCCACCCAGGCCGACAAGCCCAUCACCGAUGUGACGAUCGCCGACUGCGGGGAGCUGACCGGCCAGGACUACGACGACGCCGACAAGCAGGUGCCUGAUGCGACCGGCGACCCCUACGAGGACUUCCCCGAUGACCACCAGGGCGAGGAGCUGAAUGCCCCCGUGUGCUACAAGAUCGCUGGGGAACUCAAGGGCUUUGGAAACGCGGCGUUCAAGAGCGGCGACCUGAACCUGGGUCUGGAGAAGUACCAGAAGGGACUGCGGUAUCUGAACGAGUUCCCUGGACCGGAUGAGAACGACCCCAAGGAGCUGGAGGGCCAGAUGAAGGCGCUCCGCUUCACCCUCCACUCCAACUCCGCCCUCCUCGCCAACAAGCUGGGCCAGUUCCGGAACGGACAGACCUGGGCUUCCUACGCGCUGGAAGUGGCCGCGGCCGCCAACGCCGGAGAUGCCGACAAGGCCAAGGCGCUCUACCGCCGCGCCGUCGCCAGCAGCGGCCUGAAGGAGGAAGACGAGGCGCUGAAGGAUCUGGAGGAAGCGUCCAAGCUGGCGCCCAAUGAUGCGGCGAUUGUCAACGAGAUUGCCCGGGUGAAGAAGGCCAUCAAGGACCGCGAGGCCAAGGAGCGCGCCGCGGCCCGGAAGUUCUUCUCAUAG
Messenger RNA from Aspergillus terreus NIH2624, 1116 nucleotides. RefSeq names its product 41 kDa peptidyl-prolyl cis-trans isomerase. Gene Ontology annotation, cellular component: intracellular membrane-bounded organelle. Gene Ontology annotation, biological process: protein peptidyl-prolyl isomerization; protein folding. Gene Ontology annotation, molecular function: protein binding; peptidyl-prolyl cis-trans isomerase activity. The record is from RefSeq and is a predicted model, not a curated record. Bases 1 to 1116 code for a protein of 371 amino acids. The transcript is spliced from 4 exons. NCBI's taxonomy places the organism in Eukaryota, Fungi, Ascomycota, Eurotiomycetes, Eurotiales, Aspergillaceae.